AUCAUUCUCAUCAAUAAGCUAUGGCUACUCUCCAAAUCUCUUCUUCUUCUCUUUUCAGAUAUUUCUUUCUAACGCUUUGUCUCUUCGCAAUCCCAUCUCUCUCAUCUGAUUCUGAUCCUUUACAAGACUUCUGCGUCGGCGAUCUCAAAGCUUCUCCUUCCAUCAAUGGCUUCCCUUGCAAAUCAUCCGUCUCGGCUUCUGACUUCUUCUUCUCCGGCUUAGGUGGUCCCUUAAACACCUCGAACGCUAACGGUGUGUCUGUUGCUCCCGCCAACGUCCUAACGUUUCCGGGUCUAAACACUUUAGGACUCUCGAUGAACAACGUUGAAUUCGCUCCAGGCGGUGUAAAUCCGCCACACUCGCACCCGCGUGCAACCGAAGCAGGAAUUGUGAUCGAAGGCUCGGUCUUUGUCGGGUUCUUGACUACUAACAACACUCUGUUCUCGAAGGUUUUGAAUGCCGGAGAGAUGUUUGUUGUCCCUAGAGGAUUGGUUCAUUUCCAAUGGAACGUUGGUAAAGUGAAAGCGCGUUUGAUAACGUCUUUUAACAGUCAGCUUCCAGGAUCGGCUGUUUUGCCUAGUACUCUGUUUGGCUCAAACCCUACGAUUCCAAAUGCGGUUUUGACCAAAACGUUUAGGACUGAUGAUGUUACUGUGAACAAACUCAAGUCCAAGUUUGCUGUUUGAAUCUUUUGAUUUAUGUUUUCUCAAAUGAUAUUUUCUUAAUUCGAUUUUAUAGCAAUAACUUAUGUGUAACAACUGGUAUGAAAAGAAAAAAACAUUAAUAAGAUUCAUUUCUUUCU
Molecule: messenger RNA, 802 nt
Organism: Arabidopsis arenosa
Lineage: Eukaryota; Viridiplantae; Streptophyta; Magnoliopsida; Brassicales; Brassicaceae
Source: the annotation of a GenBank genome assembly